ACCACGCUGAUUCGCUGCUUUCCUCUAAAGGAGUGGUGCUGGGUCUGCUCAACUUGCAAGAGAGCUGCUGAAUGAGAAGACCACUUCAAAGCAGUCUUAACCAACUCCGGCAAAGACAUUGCAGGGUUCCUGAGGAUCGCUCUUCCACACCACGCGCAUAGAGCAGCUCUUCCUAUGGAACAGGGCAAUGCAGUUCUCUCGGUCGUAGUUGGUGGGUCUGAAAACGCUGUCAGUGAGGAAGACGAAGAUGAGAUCAGAAUGCGAGAUAUAGGUCAGGGGAAAAAAAAUCAUAUUUACUGGGCCAAAUUCAUCCCUGGUACAACUCCAGUGACUUCAGGGGAAGUAACUUCAGGGAUUAAUUUAGCCCAUAGUACUUGCUGGUGGUAUUGACUGUUGCUAUGGCAACACAGCGCUCUGCUCUCCAGUCUUAGCAGUUUUGAGUCUCAUAUCUUCAACACACAAGGCCGUGGUGCCCCUUGACACCAGAAGACCAUCGGGAUCCCCCGUAGCAGCAAUGGACGUCUUCUUGAUGAUCCGUCGCCACAAAAUGACCAUCUUUGCUGAUGCCAAGGAGACGACCACCGUGCAGGAGCUGAAGAAGAUUGUGGAGGGCAUCCUGAAGAGGCCUCCGGAGGAGCAGCAGCUAUACAAGGAUGACUGGUUGCUGGAGGAUGGUGACAGGACCUUGAUAGAAUGUGGGUUAAGCAGUCAGACCUCCCGUCCCCAGGCGCCAGCCAUGGUGGGCUUGGCCUUAUUCAGAGCCAGCGAGGGCUCCUUUGAGCCAUUGCACAUCGACCCCUUCUCCAGCACCCCUGAGCUGCCUGAUGUCUUGAAGCCUCAAGAUUCUGGUAGCAGCUCUGGCGAGCAGCCUAUGCAGUGAAACCAGGGUCCACUGCUCUAUCACAUAGAUGUAGUGCUGAUCAUGCACCAGUCACAGCUGUGUGCUCAUUUCACUUGCAGCACUUGAAAACACUAUGACUUGACUAAUAAAGCUUUGCUGUUUAUCUUUGCUGGGGUGCCAACAUCUUCUUUUUCAGUCUCUAGAGAGCUAAUUGACAAUGAUUGUUUGCUGGCUUCCUUGCGUCUUAACUUUUGUGCAGAGGUGGUGGGGUGUGACAGUCUAUGCAGCAAACUCUCAAACCUCCUUGUCCAGCCCAAUGUCCGUAGACUUAACCUCAACAUUUACUUCUUCCAAGAACAGUGACAUGAACAAACUACAGGCAACCGGCGUGGCCAGCUUUCCUAUGGAGUCUUGUUAUAUCUGGUGUCUUUUCCUAAAGCCCCAACUUCUGGAAUCAUGUGACUACAUCAGACUCUUGGCUUGCAUUGUUUGUCUUCUAGACUUCAAAUUGUGGAAAGAAGCCUGGAAAAAAGGUUAACCCAGAUGGCUGAAAUAGUAGGCAAACUGCCACCAAACCUCAUGAUUGGCUUGAAAAUAAUCUCCUGACAUUCUGGAAGCUGUCUCAGGACUCGUGGAACAUCCAGGUGGCAAUAUUGUGCCAGUACAAUGUAUGUGGCAACAAAUAACUCAUCACUCUAAAGGUCAGCUCCUAAUUGAGAGGGAACUGUUUGACAGAAUUAUUCAACAAUUGAAGAGGGAGCAGCCAGCAUGUUAAUUAACAGGGGAUGUUAAACUAAGAGGAUAGGAAAAACAAUCCACAUGCACUCACCCACCACAGAGAUGAGCCUCUGACAGAAGUGCAGCUAUUCUAGCUUGGUGUUGAUCUUGGGGGAACAAGAAAAUACUGGCAUUAAAUGAGAGAGCUAGAGAUGACAGAUGUAAUGUGGCAGCAGAAGGGUCAGUAUCAGGGCCGCUCAGUGGG
Messenger RNA from Chrysemys picta bellii (western painted turtle), 1823 nucleotides. Its product is annotated as elongin-B-like. Lineage: Eukaryota; Metazoa; Chordata; Testudines; Emydidae. Gene Ontology annotation, biological process: transcription elongation by RNA polymerase II. Gene Ontology annotation, molecular function: protein binding. The record is from RefSeq and is a predicted model, not a curated record. Gene Ontology annotation, cellular component: VCB complex; elongin complex.